Clupea harengus (Atlantic herring) is the source of this 828-nucleotide messenger RNA. RefSeq lists its product as uncharacterized. NCBI's taxonomy places the organism in Eukaryota, Metazoa, Chordata, Actinopteri, Clupeiformes, Clupeidae. Gene Ontology annotation, cellular component: membrane. The record is from RefSeq and is a predicted model, not a curated record.
CUCUCUCUCUCGCUUUAUAUCUCUCCCUCCAUUCUCUCUCUCUCUCUCUCUCUCUCUCGCUUUUAGUAUUCCUUUCUUUCAGACACAUCUGAGACACAGAGACACACACACACUUCACGGCUAUUUCGUUCCUUGGCAGGGUCGAUGAGGUUCACGUUCCGCUCCGAUGACCACAUGGUCAUCACCAUCCCCCUGGGCAGCCUGCGUGCGAUCCGCGAGGGUCAGCUGAUGCCCGACAGGUUCAACUGCGUCUUUAAGGACGUCUACAAAGUGUUCCUGAGGGGCGAGCCCAAGGCCUUAGGGGUGUCUCAGCUGGUGGCCGGAGUCUUCAUCAUCUGCCUUGAGGUUCUGCUCCACCAUGAGAUGGGUCCCGGCCAAUGGGUGGGCUUGAUGAAGCCGCCGCUCUACACGCUGGCCAGCACACUGUUCAUCAUUUCUGGAAUAUUGUCAUACGUGGCAGGACACAUCCCUCAUAUGGCCAUUAUGAAACUGUCAUUUGCCUGCAAUAUUGUGUGCAUCUUCGGGGCGCUUUCUGGGGUUACUCUGUGUGGACUAACAGAGUCUGUAACUAAGGGACAGGACUUGAGUCAUGCGAUCGGACUGAAAGCUGUGAUGGGAACACUUCUCGUUGGAGAGAUGCUGGUUGCCAUAGUGAUGGUGUACUGGGAGAGUAAGGCCGUGUGCCGAGACUACUUCAACAUGCUGCCCUCGAUCACCCUGAAGCAGGAGCCCUGAUGCUGGAUUCUGGAUGACUAUCAGUCACACACACACAAACACACACACUCUCUCUCUCUCUCUCACACACACACACACACACACACACACACA